Messenger RNA from Chinchilla lanigera (long-tailed chinchilla), 1328 nucleotides. Its product is annotated as very-long-chain 3-oxoacyl-CoA reductase-B-like. Gene Ontology annotation, molecular function: oxidoreductase activity. The record is from RefSeq and is a predicted model, not a curated record. The transcript has 11 exons. Bases 126 to 1091 code for a protein of 321 amino acids. Lineage: Eukaryota; Metazoa; Chordata; Mammalia; Rodentia; Chinchillidae. Gene Ontology annotation, cellular component: endoplasmic reticulum.
GGGGCGGGACUGGGGGCGUGGCCGGCUGCCGGGGCUCCGGGAGACCCAGUGAAUUAGCACUCGCUGGCCUGCGGCAGCCCGAGUCCCUUACCCAAAGGGUCGGAGGCUGCAGGGCCAGAGCUGCGAUGGAGUCCAGGUGGGACUUGCUGAACGCGCUGGGGGCCCUCACGGCCGCCUGGCUGCUGCUGCGGGGCACUUGGGGAGUGGCCCGCGCAGUGUACGUGUACCUGCUGCCCCAGGUCCGCCGGGGCAAUUCUUGGCUCCGGGCGCAGGGAGCCUGGGCAGUGGUGACAGGAGCCACCAGCGGUAUUGGGAAGGCCUACGCGCAUGAGCUGGCCAGGAGGGGGCUGAACGUCGUCCUCAUUAGUCGAAGCCUCGGCAAGUUGGAGCAGGAGGCCAGGGAGAUCGAGCGGCUUCACGGCAGGUCCACGCGCGUCAUCCAGGCCGAUUUCACCGGGGGCUUGGAGAUCUACGGUGCCAUCGAGGCAGGACUGCGGGGCCUGGAGAUCGGAGUUCUGGUGAACAAUGUGGGCAUGACGUACGGCGGCGGCCCCGUGAGCUGGCAGAAGCUGCUGGACUGCGAGGACGUGGGCCAGAGCGUAUCCGAUAUUAUCAACUGCAACACGAUGUCGGUGGCGCAGAUGGUCCGGAUCGUCCUGCCCCAGAUGGUCAGCAGGGGCAAAGGUGUCAUCAUCAACGUGUCUUCCGUGGCCGGCUAUAGGAGCGCCCCAUUUUAUGCGUUAUACACAGCCACUAAGGCUUUUGUGCAACUCUUCUCGGAGUCGGUGUGUGCAGAGUACUUCUCUCAGGGUGUCACCAUCCAGACGGUGAGCCCCAUGUUUGUCUCCACAAACAUGAUCCACAACGCGCCAAGCGGGCUGUUCGUGAAGGAUGCGAACGAGUUCGUCCGCGAGGCGCUGGACACGCUGGGCCUCUCCUCCCACGUCUCGGGCUGCUUCAGCCACGCGGUGCAGAGCACGCUGCUGCCUUUCGUCCUGCCCAAGUGGUUGACCCACAGCCGCUGGGCGGUCCACCUGAUAUCUGCAGGAAACAAGGCCAGGCUGUUCCCUUUCCCUCUCCGGACGACUUGAUGAAGAUGCCGUCCAGAGGGUCUCACGUCGGAAUAACAGACGAGCAGGCCGGUGGGACCCCGGACGUUGGGUGAUGAAAGCGGCCUCUCUCUGCUCCAGCAGAAAGAUGGAGUUUUAAUCUGAUCUGUGAACAGCUAGACAGCCACGUGGUGACAGACUGUAGUGGUCACACACUUAGUGCAUAUACUUAUGUGGAUAUCUCAAUAAAUAUAAAAUUUUUUUUUCCGGUACCGGGAA